AUGUCUAAUCGUGUAGCGUCCCCAACUAAUCCGGCCGCAUUAGCAGCUGCACAAGCAUCACAUAGUCCAGUUUUAAAUUCCAAAAGCGCAGUACCAAUGAGCCAGCAUCAUCAUCACGCGCAAGCUAAUGGCGCAGCAGGCAAUUCAGUAGCUGCUGCUGCUGCAUCUUCGUCAAGCAACUCCAACUCAUCGGUUGUUGGGUUGCAUUACAAGAUUGGUAAGAAAAUCGGUGAAGGUUCAUUUGGAGUUAUAUUUGAAGGUACAAACAUCAUCAAUGGAGGACCAGUUGCUAUCAAGUUUGAGCCAAGAAAGACUGAAGCUCCGCAAUUGAGAGAUGAAUAUAGAACUUAUAAACAUUUACAAGGAUGUGCUGGCAUUCCUAAUGCAUAUUAUUUUGGUCAAGAAGGGUUGCAUAACAUUUUAGUUAUUGAUUUAUUGGGUCCAUCGUUGGAAGAUUUAUUUGAUUGGUGUGGCAGAAGGUUUUCCGUCAAGACAGUGGUGCAAAUUGCAGUGCAAAUGUUGACCUUGGUUGAAGAAGUACAUCGUCACGAUUUGAUUUAUAGAGAUAUCAAACCAGAUAAUUUCCUUAUCGGACGUCAAGGAAUGCCUGAUGAAAACAAUGUUCAUUUAAUUGAUUUUGGUAUGGCAAAGCAAUAUCGUGACCCAAGAACAAAACAACAUAUACCAUAUAGAGAAAAGAAGUCAUUGAGUGGAACAGCAAGAUACAUGUCAAUCAACACCCAUUUAGGAAGAGAACAAUCAAGGCGUGAUGAUUUGGAAGCAUUGGGACAUGUGUUUUUCUACUUCUUGAGAGGUCAAUUACCAUGGCAAGGGUUGAAAGCACCAACAAAUAAACAAAAGUACGAAAAGAUUGGUGAUAAAAAGAGAACAACCCCAGCAGUCACUCUUUGUGAUGGCUUGCCAACACAAUUUGCAGAGUAUUUGGAUUCAGUGAGAUCAUUACCUUUUGAUGCCGAGCCUCCAUAUGAAGAAUACAGAAUGAUGUUGGUUUCAGCAUUGGAUGACUUGGGACAAUCCUGUGAUGGAGAUUACGAUUGGAUGCAUUUGAAUGGAGGUAAAGGAUGGGAUGCCACAAUUAACAAAAAGCCUAAUUUGCAUGGAUAUGGCCACCCAAACCCACCAAAUGAAAGAGAAAGAAGACAUCGUGACCAAAGAAGGAGCAGGCAACAACAACAACAACAACAACAAGCACAACAACUGCAACAACAACAACUGCAACAGCUCCAACUGCAACAACAAUAUCAACAGCAACAAUUGAAUCAACAACAACUGCAACUGCAAUUAUCAGCAGCUCAAUUACACCAACAGAAGUUGCAACAUUUGGUGAAUAGACCAUUACCACCAAUCAAACAAGAGUCAACUUCAGCAUUGCCUACAAAUAGCCGGAAUGAGAUGUUGGCUAAUGGCGGUGGUGCCGGGGGAAAUAAUGUUGGCGGUGCCGGGGCUGGUGGCAAGUAUGAAGGAUAUGGUCAAUACCAGCAGCAACCACAUCAACAACAGCAUCUUGAUGAUGAUGGCGAUGAAAAUAAGGGAUUUUUUUCUAAAUUGUGUUGUCAUUAG
Molecule: messenger RNA, 1581 nt
Organism: Lodderomyces margitis
Lineage: Eukaryota; Fungi; Ascomycota; Pichiomycetes; Serinales; Debaryomycetaceae
Gene: YCK2
Product: serine/threonine protein kinase
Exons: 1
Coding region: 1-1581 (526 amino acids)
Biological process (GO): signal transduction; peptidyl-serine phosphorylation; endocytosis
Cellular component (GO): cytoplasm; nucleus
Molecular function (GO): ATP binding; protein serine/threonine kinase activity
Source: RefSeq, a predicted model, not a curated record